AUGCUGGCAUCUUCUGCGUCAACAGAAAGGGUGUUUUCAAAUUUUGGUAGUAUUCAGACAAAACUCAGAAACAGACUUGGGAUUGAAAAGACUACAAAACUUGUGUUCAGUUACACAAUGCUUUGUGAUAAAGAAGAACUAGACUGUCAUAUGACUGAAAAAGAGGAAGAUGUAUUAGUAAACUUAAGACAUGAAUUACAUGAUGACUUCCUAAAAACCAAGAACCAUGCCAAACUGUGGGAGAGAAUUUCUGAAGAGCUACCAAAUAUUGGUUGCAAAGUAACAAAUCAGGAAGCACUCAAUAAAUACAGUUCUUUGAAAAAACAAGAGCUUCGAGCUAAAAAGUACAAAGAAGUCAUUGAUGCCCCCUCAGGAUCUGAGAAGAAAUUCUUUCGACAUCUGGAAAAUUUCAAUCUGACAUACGGAACAAAAUCCAGUACCAAACCCAAAGCAACUGUAGACACUAUGGAAGAAACGGAGAGAUCAUUUGGGCAAAAGCAGACUGGUGACACACAAGGGAUGGAAACCACUGUCAAAUCAGAUAAACAAGAGCACUGUCUUGCGGGUGCAGAUGCUCAUCUGACUUUUUUGUCUCUGUAUAAUAGAAAUAUUGACCUACCCAUGAUAUUCUAAGUCCAAAAGGGGUCAUAAUUCUUGCAAAAAGCAAUGAAGAAUUACAGUACUUGCUGUGCAGUGUCAGCUUUUGAUGGUGAAUAAGUGUUGCAAGUUUUAAAGCAAUAGCUUUGACCAUAAAGGAGAAAAGUUGACCUUAACGCAAAACUUAACAAAGAAACCUGAUAUUUUCUAAGUCCAAAAGGGGCCAUAAUUCUUGCAAAAAGCAGGAUGGAGUUAUGUUUCUUGCUGUACAGAGUCGGCUUUUGAUGGUGAACAAGUGUUGCAAGUUUUAAAGCAAUAGCUUUGAUAGUUUAGGAGAAAAGCUGACCUAAACACAACUUUACCAAGAAAUCUGAUUUUCUAAGUCCAAAAGGGGCCAUAAUUCUUGCAAAAAGCAGGAUGGAGUUAUGUUUCUUGCUGUACAGAGUCAGCUAAUGAUGGUGAACAAGUGUUGCAAGUUUUAAAGCAAUAGCUUUGAUAGUUUAGGAGAAAAGCUGACCUAAACAAAAAACUUAACCAGGCAAUGCUGACGCUGAUCAAGUGAUGACAAAAACUCAUCAUCUUUUUUUCAAACAAGAGGGCCAUGAAGGCCCUGUAUCGCUCACCUGACCUGACCUAAAGAUCAUCAAGAUGGACAUUCUGACCACGUUUCAUUAAGAUAUGGUCAUAAAUGUAGCCUCUAUAAAGUGUUA
Mercenaria mercenaria is the source of this 1307-nucleotide messenger RNA. RefSeq lists its product as uncharacterized. The coding region runs from base 1 to 633 and encodes 210 amino acids. NCBI's taxonomy places the organism in Eukaryota, Metazoa, Mollusca, Bivalvia, Venerida, Veneridae. The transcript is spliced from 3 exons. The record is from RefSeq and is a predicted model, not a curated record.